AUUUCUUUUCUGAAUUUAUUCUGCUUUAUACCUGCUUCUAGAUUUAACUGGUGUCUAUUGUAUUUAUCUUGGUGAGUGUAUGUGUCUCGUUGCUUUUUCUUCUCCAGUUUGUGGGGAGAUGUAACAAGUCUUUUCCUUCCCAUUUAUCAUUCUAAAGCUCAGCCUGGUGAUCGGUACGCCUGUGGAACGGCAUGUCUGAGUGGUGCAGCUGCACUAGUGCAAGUGUUGGUUACAUUUCAAAAACAUUGUACAGCUCAACAUUUCUGACAUGCUUAUUUGUUCUUUGCAGAAAAGAUACAGUUUGGCUGUUGGUCCUCCCAAAAAGGUUCCAAAAGUCAAGGGUGUCGAGUCUGCAGCAGUGCAAGCAUUUCUCAGACGGAAGGAAGAAGAAAAAAGAAAAAAAGAAUUGGAAGAAAAAAGAAAGAAAGAACAACUCUUGGCUAGACGUAUUGAACUGAAACAUGACAGGAAGGCAAGAGCUAUGGCCUCACGAACAAAGGAUAACUUUUAUGGCUAUAACGGCAUUCCUGUUGAAGAGAAGUCUAAAAAGAGGAGGACUUGUGAGAACGUUGCUCAGGCUCCAGAGACUGAGUAUGCAACAGAAGAUGAAGCUGAGCAACUUGAAUACGCUCAAACAGAAUCUGAGCACGAGCAAGAAGAAUAUGAUGAGAAACCAUCCAAAGCUGCUCUAAAACCAAAGGCACCUCCCAAAAGUGCACCUGCUCCUCUAAACUUUACAGAUCUUCUGAGGCUUGCUGAAAAAAAACAAUAUGAACCGGUAGAAAUAAAAGUAGUGAAAAAGAUAGAAGAAAGACCCAGAACAGCAGAAGAAUUGAGAGAAAGGGAGUAUUUGGAACGCAAAAAUAAAAGAGUAGAUAUGCAGAAAAAGAAAAAUGAGAAGGAGAUUAAGAAUACAGGAAUAUCCAGUUCUUCAAAAAAAGUGACUUCUCUGAAAGAAUGUGGAAAUGCAAAACUUAGCAAAAGCUCAGUAGAUAAACAUUCCUCUCCAAAAGGCAGCCUUUCUUCUAUGAGUGGUACUGAUAAGAAAUCCAAAGGACCAGCGUUGACUGAAAAGCACUCCCGGUCAUCAUCUUCCAGGCCAAGUCAAAUGGAAAAAGUAAAAACCUCUCAAAACGGUUCCUUAAAAAGCUCUUCUGGUAGCAGUCAUAGUAAAUUACCCGUCAAUGGCGUAGGGAAAUCUGGCUCAAGCUUUACUGGGCAAUCCUCAAAGCCAUUGGCCAAUGGGGCUCAGAGGCCACCCUCUGCUAAAGAAUCCAGCCUGAAAAGGCCUGCGCACAUGAAAAUGGGAAAUGCCACAGCCCUCCAACAUGAAGUCAACUCCAACGCAAAGCGAGCCAGCAGCAGCUUAGGAAAAGGAGGACCUGGGCAUCCAGGUGGCAGUUCAAGCGCAGGCCCGGGGCGAACAGGCAGCAAUUCUGGUGUGGGACCAGGAAGGCCAGGGAGUGGUUCAAGUCCAGGGCCUCGGCGGCUGGGCAGCAGCUCAGCUGCAGGACCGGGAAGGCCGGGUGGCAGCUCAGGCGUGGGACCUGGAAGGCCAGGUGGCAGCUCAGGCAUGGCCCUUGGGCGACCAGGGAGCAGCUCAGGUGCUGGACUGGGGCGGCCAGGCAGCAGCUCGGGCAGCGGGCCAGGAAGGCCGGGCAGCAGCACAAACGCAGGACCUGGGCGGCCAGGCAGCGGCAUGGGAACAGGACCAGGAAGGCCGGGAGUCGGCCCCAGCACGGGACCUGGGCGGCCGGGCAGCAGCUUGGGCACCGGACCAGGAAGGCCGGGGGUCAGCCCAAGCAUGGGACCUGGACGCCCAGGCAGCAGCUCGGGAACAGGACCAGGGAGGCCAGGAGUCAGCCCAAACCCAGCACCUGGGCGACCGGGCUUGGGUACAGCUGUAAAGCCUAAGUGUACUGUUGUGUCGGAAACGAUUUCUUCUAAAAACCUAGUCACAAGGCCUAGCAAUGGACAGAUAAAUGGAAUGAGACCUCUACAAGGGCAUAGACCCAUGUUUCGUUCACAAGGUACUGGGAGACCACCUAUUGGUUACAAAAGACAAAUAGACGACGACGAUGAUGACGAUGAAUACGACUCUGAAAUGGAUGAUUUCAUUGAAGAUGAAGGCGAACCCCAAGAAGAAAUAUCAAAGCAUAUUCGGGAGAUAUUUGGAUAUGACCGGAAAAGAUAUAAAGAUGAAAGUGAUUAUGCCUUACGUUAUAUGGAGAGCAGCUGGAGAGAGCAACAGAAAGAAGAAGCUAGGAGCUUGAGACUCGGUGUUCAGGAAGACCUAGAAGAAUUGAGACGGGAAGAGGAAGAACUAAAACGCAAGAGACAGUCUAAGAAGCUGAGGACACGUUAACUGACUUAUGGUGUUGACUUCUUUCAUUUUUCUGCUACCCUCUGCCUCCAUACAUCUCUUAUUCUACUUCAGUUUCCAUUUGCUUGUUAGAUGGCAAAAGAAUAUGUUAAAGGGAUGAAAGAACUGAAAAAUAAAGGCUUUAGUUUGACUUAAAUAAGAUAUUUAUUUUUAAUACUGCCAGGGUUGAUUUUUUUUCUAUGAAGAAAUUAAUGCACUAAUGCAUAUUAUUAAGUAGAAGAAAAUUAAUUUCCAUUGAUUAAAUCAGUUCAAGAUGCCAGCAGAAAUAUUGACUAGCUAUGCACUGACUUGGAACUGUGUGGGCCCAUAUACAAGUAAACCAAUUUUGCAUUCACUUGAAAGGAAGGAAUACCAUUCUUGUUCCCUGAUAUUAUUAUUAUUAUUAUUUUUUUUUUUUUGAGAUUUAGAGAAACUGCUUUAUAUCCUGCUUUGUCUCCUCAAAGUAUUGAAAUGUUACCUUCUGUACAGAAGCAGCUUGGGUGUAAAUUCAGCCAUUGCCACAAAUGUUCAAAGCAAUAAAGUGCUUUAUACUUUCUGAUGACCCAUAAACAAUAACUAAACUAGCACCCUCUUAUUUCUGAACAGGAAAGUGCACGUCACUUGCAAAAAUUGCACAGUUACGGUUGCAACCCAAAGGUUAGGCUGGCUUUUGCUGUGUCUGGAAUUUCAAUGCCAAGCAAAUUCAGUAUGAUAAAUACACAUCCCAAAAAUAAAAAUUUCUAGUGUUUGUAUGUAACCUGUGCUUUUGUGCUCAAGCACAUGCUUGGGAGUUCCCUUCCUUCCCUGUCAAUCUUCACAUUUGUCUAAGAGCUUCUGCUGCUUCUACAAGUUGUGUGCAGUGCUUGUGGUUUUUUCUUGCAUUAAGCAUCAGGUGUGUUUAGUGAUUUGAAUCGUGGAGCAGUUAUUUAUCUAAUCAGGUUUGCUAUUUGGAAAGCAUACUUCCAAAGUAUUUUCAGCUCUCUGAAAUUAAUAACUUCAUACUAACUAUUGAGUACUUCUGAUUAAUUUAAUCAAGCCAAAAAUCUAAAAUGCAUGUCAGGAGAGUUGGUUCUGUUACCUAAUGCCCGUAUUUGCACAUUAUUUCUAGCUAUGCACUUAAAGACUGUAACUGAAUUUUACUAUCAAUGCCAGGUUCAUUUAAGUCAUUAGGGCUUGUAUUUGAGAGUCUGAAAAUCAAACCUGGUGUUGCAGCUACUUUGAUUCCCAUGGAUGCCCUUCCAAAGCUCACCAGUAUCACCACUCAGCUUUGCCUCAAGCUCUAAGACUUCAUUGAUAAAGACCUCCGCUUUAGCUGCUGAGGCUAUGUUGUAAUACUAGAAGCAUUUAGAAAAGUAUGAAAAGGGUUUUGGGGUGUAUGCUGGGGAAAAAAAUAAAUAAAAUAAAAAGGAAAAAUCACAGAGUAGAAAAUUAGUGAAGGAACCUUUCCUACCAGAGCGCUGUUUAAGUGUUCUUCCUGGAAAGAGUUCAGACAGCAACCCGUAAGGAACAAUCUUGGAAGCUGCUGAAGUUUACACAUCUGACUCUUAAUGAGAGAAAAAACAAUUUGCCUUUUUAAGACAUUUUCUGUUGAUGGUGUAGCAUUUCACUGCCUUAGCAAAACACUGACAUAAGCUAUUGGGAUGGAUUCUAUAAACUAAUUCAGUAUUAGCUGUCAGGGAGCCCAGAUGAUCACCAUCAUUGCUCCUCUGUAUUUUUAACUCUCUAACAAA
Molecule: messenger RNA, 4092 nt
Organism: Oxyura jamaicensis (ruddy duck)
Lineage: Eukaryota; Metazoa; Chordata; Aves; Anseriformes; Anatidae
Gene: SPTY2D1
Product: SPT2 chromatin protein domain containing 1
Exons: 6
Coding region: 269-2365 (698 amino acids)
Biological process (GO): nucleosome assembly; regulation of DNA-templated transcription
Cellular component (GO): nucleolus
Molecular function (GO): DNA binding; histone binding
Source: RefSeq, a predicted model, not a curated record